Messenger RNA from Serpula lacrymans var. lacrymans S7.9, 2229 nucleotides. RefSeq lists its product as uncharacterized. The coding region runs from base 1 to 1965 and encodes 654 amino acids. Gene Ontology annotation, molecular function: protein kinase activity; ATP binding. Gene Ontology annotation, biological process: protein phosphorylation. NCBI's taxonomy places the organism in Eukaryota, Fungi, Basidiomycota, Agaricomycetes, Boletales, Serpulaceae. The transcript has 9 exons. The record is from RefSeq and is a predicted model, not a curated record.
AUGUUCGACGAAACCCAGUCUCCUUCUCCCAACCACGCUCUCGUUGCUCUCGCACCAUUGGACCCAGACUGGCAGCCCAUCUUCCAAGCCUCAAACCAAGUCGUGCUCUACAACCCAACGUCGCACGCUCUCUCUAUAUGCAAAUCGUCUACCAUACUCGAAGGACACCAGCCGUCGUCGUGUCCUUAUUGCCACAGACCUCUACCGUCAGGGUUCGACCACCUCGAUACCGAUGAUGUCGAAGAUAUCGACUCGUCACGCCAUUCUCACCCCGCUUUUCACUCGCGCGCUUCCAACUACUUCCAGCUUCUCGCCAUCGCAAAUGAGACGUCAUCGCGGCCUUCGAGUCCUCCUCCACUCAUGGACGACGAGUCUAGGAGGCGGCGCCCUACCUUUCCACGCGAAGCUAUGGCUGAAGGAUAUUUCAGGGCGUUCUUCCAAGAGGAAUACAGCGUGCUAAUGCAAUGGGCAGAAGGCGGCAGUCUAGAUGACUUCAUCGAUCUCCGCCUUGGUCGUUCUACCAGGUUACCCCACAUUCAUGCCCAUGCCUCCUCUAUAUCUGGUCCAUCUUCUCCUUCUCCUUCCACCCCGCCUGCCUCCGAUCUUCACUCACCUUCUGCUCGCAUACGGGCUUUCCGUGCUAUGAAAAGGGCCCCACCAGAAGAGCGUGAGAGGCUAAGAAGGGAAAUGGAAGGCGGGAUUGGUGUAGGAGGGGUAGGUAUAGAUGGAGGAAGAGGUCGAACCUCGUUGAAGGCGGUUCAUCUGUUGAGCCCCGAAGAGGUCAAGAGCCUGUUCGCGGACGUGACGGAGGGGUUGGCGUUCUUGCACGAUAGGUCUAUUCUGCAUCUGGAUUUAAAGCCAGGCAACGUUCUCCUGACGUGGGACGAAGGCAAGCUUAUACCUCGGGCAAUGCUAUCAGAUUUUGGUACAUCACGAGAUAUGCUCCAUUCAAACCGCAAUCGCUCAGGAAACACUGGGACUCUAGAAUAUGCCUCACCUGAAUCGCUCCCUUCUCCCCAAACUGGACUGCUCCAGCAAGUCGACUCCAAAUCCGACAUGUGGUCUCUUGGCAUGAUUCUGCACAAGCUCCUCUUCUUCAAACUUCCAUACCAAUAUGCGGCUGACGGAGAGGCGAGCGUAGUGGACGAAAGUGAUAAGAUGAGUAAACUCGAGAUGGAGGUGUUUGACUAUCGCGGAUUUCGCCAGUCGCCAUCGCUGGUUACCUCGUUUGAAUCUCGACGCCUCCCACGUGCUUUCCUGUACCUUCUCGAAAGUCUACUGAAUGUUACACCUUCUUCACGACCUUCUUGCGAACGUGUACUUGGUGCUAUGCGUGAAGGACGGUUCGACCCAGUCACCCCUGUCCCAAACCAGGCAUCAAGUUCUCUGAUACCUGUCGUACGGAAAAUGAGUGAUGAGCGGCAGGGCCCUUCAAGUCCGACAUACGACGGAGAGCUCGUAAAUAGUCCUAGCAAUGGGCACUAUACUGAACGUGGUGACGAAGGUGGAGCUGCCAAGAGCGAGAAUGACCAGUGGUCAGCGUCUCUAGCUUUGAUGGAGCAAGACGGUGAGAAGACGCCCUUGCUACGACUAGCAGCUCCCCCAUCUGUCCCCUCUCUUGAGCCACUACCACGAAGACGUGUGUGGAGGUGGGUUGGGGAGGGGUGGAAUGCAGUCAAGGGUGUAAUGGAUAUGCAACCAGAGCUAGGAAUGAGAGGUAGACGCCUCGGUAUCCGACCGAGUGCAGAUAUGUAUGUGAGGGGUAUGAAGUCGUGCGUGCUUGCUGCGAAGGCCAUAUCGAUUUCGUGCUUUUCUCCGAGGAUGGUACGAGAGUAUCCAGCAACAGUAGGCGUGCUGAUGUCCUUGGGUGUGGCAGAUACGUUACUCGAUGGGUUGGGUGUGUCGAUCUUACUUGCCGCAGUGCAUGUCGCGGCAGUGUGGUGGGUUGGGGUGCAUGGAGAGUAAAGUUAUCAUGAUAGUCAUGGAAAAGGUUAUGGUUCUGGUGAUUCCACGGAGUGUGGAUCUGUGUAUCUUUAACAAUAUGUACACUUAUAUUCAAGUCUUAGAUCACUUUUAGGCGCGGUAUUCGUUCCUUUUAGGCACGGGAGGUCGUGCAGUGAAACGUUGCACAUUUUUCUUGUUUGGCCCAUCCCAGUUUUAUCCAUGUUCUCUAUACUAGUUGUUAGAUCACUGGAUUUAAAGACGUAUCCCAAAAUUUUUUCCAACUAA